Molecule: messenger RNA, 1296 nt
Organism: Cydia strobilella
Lineage: Eukaryota; Metazoa; Arthropoda; Insecta; Lepidoptera; Tortricidae
Exons: 1
Coding region: 1-1296 (431 amino acids)
Source: RefSeq, a predicted model, not a curated record
AUGCUAACUGUAACCUUCGGAACAGCAUGUGCACCAUUCUUAGCAAUCAAAACCCUGAGACAGAUAGCAAUCGAUGAGGCAAACACAGAAGAUUAUGCACAAGCUCGAGAAAUCAUCAACCAUUCUUUCUACAUGGAUGAUGUACUGUCAGGGGGAAAUACAAUAGAAACCGCAGUAGAGGCUAAACGUCAACUGACAGAAGUACUAAGAAGAGGAGGCUUCGAGUUACAAAAAUGGUCUUCAAACAGCAAAGAAUUCAUAAACACAGUAGAACCAGAGAAGAGAGCGAAGAAUUCUGAGAUAGACAUCAACAAAAAAGAGACAAUCAAAACAUUAGGAAUCACUUGGAACUCAAACGAAGAUACCCUCUUAGUAACAAACAAAAUCAACACUUUAUCUGAGCAGCGAGUAACAAAGAGAAACGUCUUAACAGUCAUCGCUUCCCUGUUUGAUCCAAUGGGUUGGCUAGCACCAUCUGUAGCCAUGGCGAAAAUAUUUCUACAGAAGACCUGGUCAAGAGAAUUAUCAUGGGACACAGAGUUACCUGAAGACUUGAAGACAGAGUGGAAGACUUUCUGCAGAGGCAUAGAGCACCUGUCAGACGUGAAGCUUGAGAGAUGGAUCGGAACGACCAACAACAGCGAGUUAGUAGAACUGCAUGGCUUUGCUGAUGCAUCAAUGUCAGCCUACGCAGCAGUAGUCUACAGCAAAGUAAUCCAACCAGACGGAGAAGUCAAAAUAUCACUCAUCAUGGCAAAAACAAAAAUCUCACCGUUGAAAAAACAACUCACUUUGCCCCGUCUUGAACUGAAUGCAGCACUGCUACUGAGCCAACUACUGAAACACGUCGCUACAGCUAUGAGAAUCGAGCACAACCAUACAUACGCUUAUUCAGAUUCAAAAGUAACCUUAGCCUGGAUUCUCGGAGACCCGCUGAAGUGGACAACAUUUGUGAAAAACCGAGUCAUUGCAAUCAACAACAACAUAGAUACAACAUGGUCGUACGUGAACACAAAAGAAAACCCUGCAGAUCCAGCAUCGAGAGGAGUCACACCUGAGAAAUUAAAAGAACAUACACUAUGGUUUCAAGGCCCAACAUUUUUACAUCAAAGAGAAUGGAGAAGAGAACACUAUGAAGUAGAAGAUACAGAUCUAGAAACAAGAAAAUCUAUCAAAUGCGCAACUACUACCUUGUCAGAGAAGACUCAGAAGACAGAAGAUUUCAUACUUACAAUUUCAAAGAGAUAUUCAUCAUUGAGAAAACUCAUCUCAGUCAUAGAAGAUGGCUUAUCUUAA